GGGAGGAACUACCUCUGUGUGACGACUCCACAGGGGGCUACUACAAGGAGAAUCUGCGUAUGUCGAGGGCGAUGUUCAACCAGAUUGUAGCCGCCUGCGCCGCGCACGUCGAGAAGAUUGUCACGCACUACAGAAUGCCGCUGCUAGUCGAGCAGGUAAUCGCUUUCGCGUUGUACAGAUGGGCAUCGGGGGAAACGUACGAGAGCGGGACGUCAGCCUUCGGUAUCGACAGGGCGACCGGCCUGCAGGCCGUCCGCGACGUCACUGCGGCGCUGCUAAACGCCUACCCCGACGCGAUCAAGUGGCCUGCUGGGCGUAGACGUGCGCAGAUUCUAUGCGCGUUCCGGGAUAAGGGUUUCGCGAACUGCUUCGGCGCCAUCGAUUGCACCCAUAUCUACAUUGACAAGCCAGCAGGAGCACCUUCCAUCAACUACUACGACCGCAAACAGAAGUUCUCUGUCCAAGCGCAGGUCGUCGUCGAUUUAGAUUUGCGUAUCCUGGACGUCCACGUCGGAUAUCCGGGAAGUGUCCACGACGUCCGUGUACUGCACAAUUCCCAUCUGUGGAGGCGUGCAGAAAGCGGCGACCUUUUCGAUGCACCUCCGGAGAAUCUCCCACACGGUGUGGUAACGCGAGGUUACCUGCUGGGCGACAACGGUUACCCGGUUGCGUGUCCAUGGAUCAUCCAACCGUACGGAGGAAUCUUCCAGGGUCCUGACGAAGAGCGUUUUGACACGCGGCAGAAGGUGGCGCGGGGAUGUGUGGAGCGGGCGUUUGGGCGACUGAAGUGCAUGUGGCGUCUCUUUUUGCGCACCCACAAGACGAACCUUCAAACCUUGCCACAACAAUUCGUGGCCGUGUGCACUCUCCACAACAUCCUGCUGGACGAGGGUGUUGAUUUCGACAAGAACCUUCUGUGGGAGGUUGACGAGAACGGCGUUCGGCGGAGAGUCGACUUGGGCAUUGUGGGGAACGGCGGUGGUGGGCGGCGGCAGUGCACCAACGUCGACGACGACUUGUUGCGGGAUGCGCUUCGAGACCGCCUGGCUUUAAUGCUGCUACGAAAGCCCCACCCCCCGCCGACGAACACCAUCGUCGUCUCAGUCGUCGUCGUCCUCCUCCCGCGUGGCGUUCAGCUGUCUUCGGCAUCAUCAUCGUCGUCGUCGUCGUCCUCGCACGCCGGAGGGCCUGUGCCCAACCAUUCAAGCCCUCUUGCCUCGUCGGGUCCACUCAAACUCGCGUCAUGGCCGAAUUUCACCCCGCACUUAGCCCAGUCCGGGAUGAAAUUGGACGCGUGGCCCAAUGUCAACUGCGCUUUCUUCAGUCGCUCGGUGGAGUACCUCGUCGCCAUCGCCAGAGGAGUUCCUUUGCCGAAGGUCCCGAGAAGUGUAGCCUUGCCGAGGUCGAACGUCACGGUGACGAGGCUCACUGAUUCCGCGCAGUUGCAGGGGGCGACUAAUCGCGCGUCGAAAUGCCAGAACGUGGUGAUGCGUGUUCUGCACGGAUGGGUCUUCAAGUCGGGAAGCAGGGAGAGGGGGUACACUCUCGCCUUCCAGUACCUCCUUGAAUCGGUGGCCACGGACUUCGCGCGCGCGAUGUGGCUCAGAGAGGACUGGAGCAACAUCAUCAGCCCCGCCAUUUGCGCACACACUCUGGAGCUCAGGAUAGACCUGCCUCUGUGGUAUGCAGGUGCUUAAAUGGAAGACAGGCCCCGGGAUGACGACAUGGCUGCUUAUCAGGAAGCGGUUGUCAAGCGACUGAUUGCUGCGUUCAAU
Molecule: messenger RNA, 1775 nt
Organism: Chara braunii
Lineage: Eukaryota; Viridiplantae; Streptophyta; Charophyceae; Charales; Characeae
Source: the annotation of a GenBank genome assembly